Gadus chalcogrammus (walleye pollock) is the source of this 2609-nucleotide messenger RNA. It is a transcript of the gene spata20, whose product is annotated as spermatogenesis associated 20. The record is from RefSeq and is a predicted model, not a curated record. NCBI's taxonomy places the organism in Eukaryota, Metazoa, Chordata, Actinopteri, Gadiformes, Gadidae. Gene Ontology annotation, biological process: carbohydrate metabolic process.
CGGUGGGACAUGCCCCCGCCCGGGACAUGUUAGUGCCGUGUCACGGUGACACAGGGAGUCCUCCUCAUAGUGAGUAAGCAGACUUUGACAGCUUACACCCGGUUUACAUCAGGUGUCCCGGUAGGAUGUUAAGACUGGCCCGGGGCCUGUCUGUGUCACAGAGUAGCUUAGCCCGCCUGCUGAGCAGAGCCGUUUUGGGAGCAGACGCUGUGCAGCAGCAGACCACAGAGAGACAAGUCAGGGGGUUCGGACACACACACCACCACCAACACCACUUCAACCUCCAGAACCCAGCGGGACGGGACAGAACCCUGCUCCCGGAGCAACAGUCGGCCGCCCGCUUCGGCUGCAGUCUAAGGAUGGCGUCCGGGACUCCUCCCCCUCCCCCCACCCCUCCAAAACACACCAACCGACUCUACGAGGAGAAGUCCCCCUAUCUCCUGCAGCACGCCCACAACCCCGUGGACUGGUACGCUUGGGGACAGGAGGCCUUCGACCGGGCCAAACAGGAAGACAAACCCAUCUUCCUGUCAGUGGGCUACUCGACCUGUCACUGGUGCCACGUGAUGGAGCGCGAGUCCUUUGAGGACGAGGAGAUCGGACGGCUGCUCAGUGAGAACUUUGUCUGCAUCAAAGUGGAUCGGGAGGAGAGGCCGGACGUGGACAAGGUCUACAUGACGUUCGUACAGGCUACCAGUGGCGGAGGUGGAUGGCCCAUGAGUGUGUGGCUGACCCCUGACCUUCGACCUUUCAUCGGGGGCACGUACUUCCCUCCCAGAGACGCCGGAAGGAGACCAGGACUCAAAACGGUCCUCACAAGAAUCAUGGAGCAGUGGCAGACCAACCGGACCACGCUAGAGUCCAGUGGCGAGCGCGUCAUGGAGGCCUUGAGGAAGGGCAGCGCCAUCGCUGCUGCCCCCGGUGAGGCCGCCCCCGGCCCGGACGUAGCCAAUCGCUGCUUCCAGCAGCUGGCCCACUCCUAUGAGGAGGAGUACGGGGGCUUCAGAGACGCCCCCAAGUUCCCCACACCAGUGAACCUGAUGUUCCUGAUGUCGUACUGGGCCCUGAACCGCUCAACCACCGAGGGGGCCGAGGCCCUCCAGAUGACCCUGCACACCCUCCGCAUGAUGGCCCUGGGGGGCAUCCACGACCACGUGGCUCAGGGCUUCCACCGGUACUCGACAGACGCCUCCUGGCAUGUGCCGCACUUCGAGAAGAUGCUGUACGACCAGGCCCAGCUGGCCGUGGCCUACGUCACCGCCUUCCAGGUGUCGGGAGAGCAGUUCUUUGCGGAUGUGGCCAGGGAUAUACUGGUCUACGUCUCGAGAGACCUGAGUGACAAGUCCGGGGGCUUCUACAGCGCGGAGGACGCGGACUCGGUGCCGUCCGGCGGGGGGCCAGAGAAGCGGGAGGGGGCGUUCUGCGUGUGGACAGCGUCGGAGCUGCGGGAGCUGCUGGGCGAGGUGCUGCCCGGCGCCACGGGCCGGGCCAGCCUGGCCGACGUCGCCAUGCACCACUACGGGGUCCGCGAGCAGGGCAACGUGGAGCCAGAGCAGGACCCCCACGGUGAGCUGCAGGGCCAGAACGUCCUCAUCGUGCGCUACUCCGUAGAGCUGACGGCCGCGCGCUUCGGCCUGAGCGUCGCCACGGUGACCGAGCUGCUGGCCUCCGCCAGGGCCAAGAUGGCGGCCGUGAGGAGCACCCGGCCCCGCCCACAUCUGGACACCAAGAUGCUGGCCUCGUGGAACGGCCUGAUGCUGUCGGGCUUUGCGUGCGUCGGCGCGGCGCUGGGCGACGAGGCCCUGCUGCAGCGGGCGGAGCGGGCCGCGCGCUUCCUGAAGGAGCACCUGUGGGACGCCGAGGGGCAGACCAUGCUGCGCUCCUGUUACCGCGGCGACCAGAUGGAGGUGGAGUCAACGCCGACGCCCAUCCCCGGUUUCCUCGACGACUACGCCUUCGUGGCGUGCGGGCUGCUGGACCUGUACGAGGCCACACUGCGGACGGAGUGGCUGCGCUGGGCCGAGGAGCUGCAGCUGCGGCAGGAUGACCUGUUCUGGGACGCCCAGGGGGGCGGCUACUACUGCAGCCAGCCCAGCGACCCCACCAUGCUGCUGAAGCUCAAACAAGACCAGGACGGGGCAGAGCCCAGUGCUAACUCGGUGUCUGCGCUGAACCUGCUGCGGCUGUCCCACUACACGGGCCGUCCGGACUGGGCGAACAAGGCGGAGCACCUGCUGGCCGCCUUCUCCGACCGCCUCACCCGGGUGCCUAUCGCCCUGCCCCACAUGGUGCGGGCGCUCCUGGCCCAGCACCACACCCUCAAGCAGAUUGUCAUCUGUGGUGAGAGGGAUGCCCCAGACACUGCCGGUCUCCUAGCAACCGUCCGCUCCCUCUACUUACCGCACAAGGUUCUGAUGCUGGCGGACGGUGACCCCCAGGGCUUCCUGUCCCAGCGCCUGCCCCUCCUCUCCUCGCUGAAGCCCCGCCCAGACGGCGCCGCCACCGCCCACGUCUGCCAGGACUUCACCUGCGCCCUGCCAAUCAGCGACCCCGAGGAGCUGCGCCGCGCGCUGCUAGAGCCCCACCCCCCCGCGCCCCCCGCCCUGUAG